CGUUCGGCUUUCUUCGUCGCUUAGUAUUUCGCCAUUUCGGAGACCGCUCGAACGGGAAGGCAACGAUUGGAAGGAGGGAGGGGCAGAUGGAGAGGAAGCCGUCCGACUCUCCCAAUUUAAUGCGUCAUUCGGCCGGAGCCGCCAGUGCCGCCUCGACCCCCGGCCGACGGUGGGCGCAGAUCGCAGAAGAGAAGCCGAAGCCGAAGCUGGCAGCCCGGGUCACGGAGGCGGCCGGGGAGACGGUGGCGGAGUGCGCGGCAGUAUUAUGCUGCUGCCCCUGCGGCCUGGCGAACCUCUUCUUCGUGGCGGCUGUCAAGCUGCCGGCGGGGCUUGUCCGGCGGGCCCUGCGAUUGAGACGGAAGCGUCGCGCCGGCUACGGAAAGGUGAAAGCCGGGAUCUUGCGGACCAGAGUCGGCUCCUUUGACGACGACGACUUCAGUAUUCACCACGGGACAUUUUUUAUGGCAAUGGGGGCCAAAGAGGUAUGGCCAGCGAAGGCGGUGUCGCCAGAGCUGUUGCAGUUGGAGAAGGAGAUGACAGCGAGAUUCUACAGCACUGGGUUUUGGCGGAGCCCUUCACAAAAGGAGUAAAGGGAACAUGGCACCCCGGUCCCGGAGGGGAAAUGUCAAAGGUGAGAACUUUGCCCCUCUUGGAUCUUAAAGGGGAGAAAAAGCGGUUGCUUCCGAUUGUUCUGCCCCGGUGCAUCUCACAGAGAGAUUAUAAUCCAUUUACAUGAUCAAUUUGUUGUUGUAAAGCACACUGGAUGAAAUGAUAUAAACAAUGGGUUUAAUUUCA
Musa acuminata subsp. malaccensis (wild Malaysian banana) is the source of this 795-nucleotide messenger RNA. RefSeq lists its product as uncharacterized. NCBI's taxonomy places the organism in Eukaryota, Viridiplantae, Streptophyta, Magnoliopsida, Zingiberales, Musaceae. The record is from RefSeq and is a predicted model, not a curated record.